UUCUUUUAGAUUUCUUUGGUGUCUAAACUCCAUUCUUGAUAGAAUCCUAAACACGUGUGCCAGAGAUUUUUUUUCCUCUGUGAUGCAGGCGGAAAUGAAAAUGUUGCUGGAUGCAGUUUUACUGAGUUUUUUCUUCAUUUCAGGUGUUUCUACAUGUGACCAGGCUAAAAGCCUGAAAACUAAUUUAAAAAGAAGCCUGGUGGCUCUGACUGGAUCCUGUUUGUUAAUCCCUUGUGAAUUCAAAGUUAACGACCCAAAGUUCUCUGGACCUCUGACUGGCUCGUGGCUUAAGGGAAGCCCUAAUUUUGAUGACACACGACUUAAUGUUGUUUAUAUGAGCACCCAGCAAAGCAAUCUUUACUCAAUGCAGUUUAUUGGAAACCUGAUGGAGGGAAACUGCACCACCCGUCUUUCAGAUAUUGUCACAAGUUACACAGACUACUACUAUUUCAGAAUUGAAUCCAAGGAGUACAAAGCAACAGCUUCCUGUGAUGCUCUUAAUAUCACUGUGCUUGAUUCUCCUCCAAGCCCUAAACUGCAUGUCUCUGGUGAGCUGAAGGAGAACAGCUCCGUCACUCUCAGCUGCUCGGCUGUCACUCCGUGUCCUCAUGCUCCUCCCAAACUUUCCUGGAACUACACAGAAGAGCCUGUGUCCACCACCAACAAAAACACAGACCAAACUCCUGUGACCAAAAUCCAGAAAACCAUCACUCUGUCAGACAAACAUGAUGGGUUAUCUGUCAAAUGUUCUGCUGAAUAUCCAGUGAAAGACGACACGAAGAGAGCAGAGGGGAACUUACUUCUGAACGUUACAUAUUCUCCUAAAACAUCUUUCAGCAUCCAUCCCUCAGCUUCUGUGCCAGCAGCAAGCUCUGUGAACCUGAGCUGUCUCAGUAGAGCAAAUCCUCCUGCCAGCCAGUUCACCUGGUACCAGAGGAGCAGUGAUGGAGACACUGUAGUUUCACGAGGUCAAAACUACACAGUUUUUAAUGUGACGCACACAGUAGUUUUGUUCUGUGUGGCCCGAAAUGCUCUUGGAGAAGGAACCUCAGAGGAAAUACAGCUGUGGGUUUCAGAACAAAUUCAUUGGAUGAUCAGUGGAGCCAUCAUCGGUUUUGUCAUGCUUGUUUGUCUGUUCGUCUGUGUUUGGAAACUACAGUCAAGAGUUCAAACUCCUCAAUGGAUACAGUCGAGCCCUCAAGUGGGUCAAAAGAUACAAAUCUCUCAGGGGUCAGCUUCUGCUUUGCAUGAAGAGGGAGAAGUCCAUUAUGGUGAAAUUGACUUCUCGAAGAGGAACAUGGACCGGACAGCUGCUGCGGUGGACCACAGGAGACAGCAGCAAGACACUGUCUAUGCAGAAGUCCGUGUCUCUGACUCCUCUCCUGGUGCCACACAGGCCGUGGCAGAUAUUCCUGGGGACCUUUAUGCUCAAGUGGAAAUGAAAAUGUUGCUGGAUGCAGUCUUGCUGAGUUUUCUCUCUAUUUCAGGUGUUUCUACAUGUUACCAGCCUGAAAGCCUGAAAACUAAUUUAAAAAGAAGCCUGGUGGCUGUGACUGGAUCCUGUUUGUUAAUCCCUUGUGAAUUCAAAGUUAAAGACCCAAAGUUCUCUGGACCUCUGACUGGCUCGUGGCUUAAAGGAAGCCCUCAUUUUGAUGACACACGACAUUGUGUUGUUUAUAAGAGCACCCAGCAAAGCAAUCUUUACUCAAUGCAGUUUAUUGGAGACCUGGCGGAGGGAAGCUGCACCACUCUUCUUUCAGAUAUUGUCACAAGUUACACAGACAACUACUAUUUCAGAAUUGAAUCCACGGAGUACAAAGCAACAGCUUCCUGUGAUGCUCUUAAUAUCACUGUGCUUGAUUCUCCUCCAAGCCCUAAACUGCAUGUUUCUGGUGAGCUGAAGGAGAACAGCUCCGUCACUCUCAGCUGCUCGGCUGUCACUCCGUGUCCUCAUGCUCCUCCCAAACUUUCCUGAAACUACACAGAAGAGCCUGUGUCCACCACCAACAAAAACACAGACCAAACUCCUGUGACCAAAAUCCAGAAAACCAUCACUCUGUCAGACAAACAUGAUGGGUUAUCUGUCAAAUGUUCUGCUGAAUAUCCAGUGAAAGACGACACGAAGAGAGCAGAGGGGAACUUACUUCUGCACGUUACAUAUUCUCCUAAAACAUCUUUCAGCAUCCAUCCCUCAGCUUCUGUGCCAGCAGCGAGCUCUGUGAACCUGAGCUGUCUCAGUAGAGCAAAUCCUCCUGCCAGCCAGUUCACCUGGUACCAGAGGAGCAGUGAUGGAGACACUGUAGUUUCACAAGGUCAAAACUACACAGUUUUUAAUGUGAUGCACACAGUAGUUUUGUUCUGUGUGGCCCGAAAUGCUCUUGGAGAAGGAACCUCAGAGGAAAUACAGCUGUGGGUUUCAAAACCAAUUUAUUGGCUGAUUGUACGAGGCCUCAUUGGAUCCAUUGUGCUUGUUUGUCUGAUGAUCUGUGUUUGGACACUCAGGAAUUCAAACACUUUAAUGCUACACAUCUCUGCGGGUUCAGCUUCCUGUCCACGUGAGGUCGAAGCAGACGUUCCUUGUGAUGAAAGUGACCUUCAACAGACACUUGCCAUGGUGGACAGCAGCAGACAACAGGCGGAAACUGUGUAUGCAGAAGUCCAUGUACCUAUUUCCCCUACUGGUUCCACAUAGACUGUUGCAGAUGUAGUUCUGGGGACCUUUUGCUCAAGUGACAUGACAUGAUGAGCAGCAUUUUUUUCGAAUACUUUCCUCCUCUGAAACCACACAUUAUUUUGUUUGUAUCUUUAUACAACAGUAAGUGUUUCUUACUUAAUGCAAAGUUUUGUGGAAAAAGAAAAAAACAUAUGGAAUGUGUGAAAAUAUU
Synchiropus splendidus (mandarinfish) is the source of this 2885-nucleotide messenger RNA. Its product is annotated as B-cell receptor CD22-like. The transcript is spliced from 11 exons. The record is from RefSeq and is a predicted model, not a curated record. Lineage: Eukaryota; Metazoa; Chordata; Actinopteri; Syngnathiformes; Callionymidae.